This is a messenger RNA of Pseudovirgaria hyperparasitica, 681 nucleotides long. RefSeq names its product glutathione S-transferase domain-containing protein. The transcript has a single exon. The record is from RefSeq and is a predicted model, not a curated record. Gene Ontology annotation, cellular component: cytoplasm. Bases 1 to 681 code for a protein of 226 amino acids. Lineage: Eukaryota; Fungi; Ascomycota; Dothideomycetes; Acrospermales; Acrospermaceae.
AUGUCACUGAAGCUUAUAUCCGCAACGUCCUCCCACUACGCCCGCAAAGUCCGUAUUGUCCUCGCCGAGAAGAGCAUCCCCUUCGACCUGAUCACUGAAGUUCCGUGGAACAGCACCACCCAAAUACCCCAGCAUAACCCACUCGAGAAGCUUCCCGUGCUCAUCAUCCCCGCAGAUGGCGUCCCAGGCCUGAUUGCUGGCAGUGGGAAACAGGUGUCAGUCUCCGAAUCGCACUUUAUCCUUGAAUGGAUCGAAUUCAAAUUCCCGGCUCCCAAGUACCCAUCUAUGCUACCUGAAGAUGGGGAUCAGAGACUGGAGGCGAAGGAAAUUGAGGUCGUUGCGGAUGGAAUGUGUGAUGCGUUAGUGUUGAGGUUUUUCGAGGUGCAGCGGAAAGAUCAGAGUCAGGAGUGGAUUGCGCGGCAGAUGCGAAAGGUAGACGGCGGUAUGAAGUGGCUUGCAGGCAGAGUAAGGCCAGGUAAAGAGUUUCUGGUGGGAGAAAGGUUUGGGUUGGCUGAUAUAGCGGUUGGGGCGGUGUGUGGGUAUUUGGAUGUGAGGUAUGAGGAGUAUCCGUGGCGGGCGAGGUAUCCAGACUUGAGCAAGUAUGUGGACACAUUACAGGACAGGGAAAGUUUUCGAAUUACAACGCCGAGGGCACAGAAGUUUGUUGAUAAGAUUGUUUGA